AUGUCAUGUGAUGAGAUCCACUUUGAGUUACGAACUGGUUCAGCGAAAACUGUCUGGAAAGAAGACAAAAGAUUUCAAGACGGACCCGAAACUCUAGAUUUGGAUCUUCCGUCACUGUCUUCUUCGGUUUGUCUUUUGUUAGUGUAUUCUGUUUACAUCUUCUGUGUCGUUCAACCAGAGUAUGAGAAAUACACAGAACAGACAGAGUAUGUGAAGUACACAGAACAGACAGAGUAUGUGAAGUACACAGAACAGUCAGAGUAUGUGAAGUACACAGAACAGACAGAGUAUGUGAAGUACACAGAACAGACAGAGUAUGUGAAGUACACAGAACAGACAGAGUAUGUGAAGUACACAGAACAGACAGAGUAUGGGAAGUACACAGAACAGACAGAGUAUGGGAAGUACACAGAACAGACAGAGUAUGGGAAGUAUACAGAACCACCAGAGUAUGUGAAGUAUACAGAACCACCAGAGUAUACAGAGUAUGUGAAGUAUACAGAACCACCAGAGUAUGGGAAGUAUACAGAACCACCACAGUAUGGGAAAUACACAGAACAGACAGAGUAUGUGAAGUACACAGAACAGACAGAGUAUGUGAAGUACACAGAACAGACAGAGUAUGUGAAGUACACAGAACAGACAGAGUAUGUGAAGUACACAGAACAGACAGAGUAUGUGAAGUACACAGAACAGACAGAGUAUGGGAAGUACACAAAACAGACAGAGUAUGUGAAGUACACAGAAACACCAGAGUAUGUGAAGUAUACAGAACCACCAGAGUAUGGGAAGUAUACAGAACUACCAGAGUAUGUGAAGUACACAGAACAGACAGAGUAUGUGAAGUACACAGAACAGACAGAGUAUGUGAAGUACACAGAACAGACAGAGUAUGUGAAGUACACAGAAAAGACAGAGUAUGUGAAGUACACAGAACAGACAGAGUAUGUGAAGUAUACAGAACCACCAGAGUAUGUGAAGUAUACAGAACCACCAGAGUAUGGGAAGUACACAGAACAGACAGAGUAUGUGAAGUAUACAGAACCACCAGAGUAUGGGAAGUACACAGAACAGACAGAGUAUGUGAAGUACACAGAACAGACAGAGUAUGUGAAGUACACAGAACAGACAGAGUAUGUGAAGUACACAGAACAGACAGAGUAUGUGAAGUACACAGAACAGACAGAGUAUGUGAAGUACACAGAACAGACAGAGUAUGUGAAGUACACAGAAAAGACAGAGUAUGUGAAGUACACAGAACAGACAGAGUAUGUGAAGUACACAGAACAGACAGAGUAUGUGAAGUACACAGAACAGACAGAGUAUGUGAAGUACACAGAACAGACAGAGUAUGUGAAGUACACAGAACAGACAGAGUAUGUGAAGUACACAGAACAGACAGAAUAUGUGAAGUACACAGAACAGACAGAGUAUGUGAAGUACACAGAACAGACAGAGUAUGGGAAGUACACAGAACAGACAGAGUAUGUGAAGUACACAGAACAGACAGAGUAUGUGAAGUACACAGAACAGACAGAGUAUGUGAAGUAUACAGAACAACCAGAGUAUGGGAAGUACACAGAACAGACAGAGUAUGUGAAGUACACAGAACAGACAGAGUAUGUGAAGUACACAGAACAGACAGAGUAUGUGAAGUAUACAGAACCACCAGAGUAUACAGAGUAUGUGAAGUAUACAGAACCACCAGAGUAUGGGAAGUAUACAGAACCACCACAGUAUGGGAAAUACACAGAACAGACAGAGUAUGUGAAGUACACAGAACAGACAGAGUAUGUGAAGUACACAGAACAGACAGAGUAUGUGAAGUACACAGAACAGACAGAGUAUGUGAAGUACACAGAACAGACAGAUUAUGUGAAGUACACAGAACAGACAGAGUAUGUGAAGUACACAGAACAGACAGAGUAUGGGAAGUACACAAAACAGACAGAGUAUGUGAAGUACACAGAACCACCAGAGUAUGUGAAGUAUACAGAACCACCAGAGUAUGGGAAGUAUACAGAACUACCAGAGUAUGUGAAGUACACAGAACAGACAGAGUAUGUGAAGUACACAGAACAGACAGAGUAUGUGAAGUACACAGAACAGACAGAGUAUGUGAAGUAUACAGAACCACCAGAGUAUGGGAAGUACACAGAACAGACAGAGUAUGUGAAGUACACAGAACAGACAGAGUAUGUGAAGUACACAGAACAGACAGAGUAUGUGAAGUAUACAGAACCACCAGAGUAUGGGAAGUACACAGAACAGACAGAGUAUGUGAAGUACACAGAACAGACAGAGUAUGUGAAGUACACAGAACAGACAGAGUAUGUGAAGUAUACAGAACCACCAGAGUAUGUGAAGUACACAGAACAGACAGAGUAUGUGAAGUACACAGAACAGACAGAGUAUGUGAAGUACACAGAAAAGACAGAGUAUGUGAAGUACACAGAACAGACAGAGUAUGUGAAGUACACAGAACAGACAGAGUAUGUGAAGUACACAGAACAGACAGAGUAUGUGAAGUACACAGAACAGACAGAGUAUGUGAAGUACACAGAACAGACAGAGUAUGUGAAGUACACAGAACAGACAGAAUAUGUGAAGUACACAGAACAGACAGAGUAUGUGAAGUACACAGAACAGACAGAGUAUGGGAAGUACACAGAACAGACAGAGUAUGUGAAGUACACAGAACAGACAGAGUAUGUGAAGUACACAGAACAGACAGAGUAUGUGAAGUAUACAGAACCACCAGAGUAUGGGAAGUACACAGAACAGACAGAGUAUGUGAAGUACACAGAACAGACAGAGUAUGUGAAGUACACAGAACAGACAGAGUAUGUGAAGUACACAGAACCACCAGAGUAUGUGAAGUAUACAGAACCACCAGAGUAUGUGAAGUAUACAGAACCACCAGAGUAUGUGAAGUACACAGAACCACCAGAGUAUGUGAAAUACACAGAACCACCAGAGUAUACAGAGUAUGUGAAGUACACAGAACAGACAGAGUAUGUGAAGUACACAGAACAGACAGAGUAUGGGAAGUACACAGAACAGACAGAGUAUGUGAAGUACACAGAACAGACAGAGUAUGUGAAGUACACAGAACAGACAGAGUAUGGGAAGUACACAGAACAGACAGAGUAUGGGAAGUACACAGAACAGACAGAGUAUGUGAAGUACACAGAACAGACAGAGUAUGUGAAGUACACAGAACAGACAGAGUAUGUGAAGUACACAGAACAGACAGAGUAUGAGAAGUACACAGAACAGACAGAGUAUGUGAAGUACACAGAACAGACAGAGUAUGUGAAGUACACAGAACAGACAGAGUAUGUGAAGUACACAGAACAGACAGAGUAUGGGAAGUACACAGAACAGACAGAGUAUGGGAAGUACACAGAACCACCAGAGUAUGGGAAAUACACAGAACAACCAGAGUGUGGGAAGUACACAGAAAAGAAAUCUUAG
Biomphalaria glabrata is the source of this 3477-nucleotide messenger RNA. RefSeq names its product paternally-expressed gene 3 protein-like. The coding region runs from base 1 to 3477 and encodes 1158 amino acids. The transcript has 6 exons. The record is from RefSeq and is a predicted model, not a curated record. NCBI's taxonomy places the organism in Eukaryota, Metazoa, Mollusca, Gastropoda, Planorbidae.